CAGGCACCUGAACUCAGCUCCAGGGGACCAGGUAGGAGCAGUGCCAAAGCCCUCUGCUAGGGGCGAGCCUAGGGCUCCCUAGCUAAGCCCCCCACCCUUCUCUCUGCCAUUGUGUGGGGCCGGGAGGGAGGCCGAGACCUCCUCAGACAGGCGCUAGCCUCCUUGGAACUGGGAAGGAGACAGGAAUUACUGAGAAAGGAGCGGUGAACUCAGCCUCACCCUCUCCUCUCUUGGCAGGCAGUCAGGAAUCUCUGGUUUGGAUCUGGCUGUCCUUACCCACUUUGGAGGGCAGGGGCCACUGCAGGCCACCAACUGUCUGGCACACCCUACCCUACCUUUGUAGGCGAGCUGAGUUGAUUUCCCCUGCCCUCUUAUCUCCCUGUGUCCUGAGGUCUGUGAAAUCAGCAGGGAAUUCCUUAGUCCCCCGACUCCCCUGUACCUGCUGUGCCCUCCUUUGAGGUACCCACUAUUUCUCCAGACCAUGGCCAGCAUUGAUACCUUGGCACUCAGCUCCCUUGGCCCAUCCCCUGGCCCGUCCCCUGGCCCGUCCCCUGACCCAUCCCCCACCCCUGGCCCUGGCAGUGGUGACAUGGAAGUGGAAUGCUGGUUUGAUGAAGAAUUCAAGUUCGUUCUGCUCCCGGUGAGCUAUGCUGUGGUCUUCGUGUUGGGCCUGGGCCUCAACGUCCCCACCCUCUUCCUCUUUCUCUUCCGUCUUCACCCCUGGGAUGCCACGGCCACUUACAUGUUCCACCUGGCACUGUCUGACACCCUCUACUUGCUCUCGCUGCCGACCCUCAUCUAUUACUACGCGGCCCGCAACGAUUGGCCAUUUGGGACUGGUCUCUGUAAGUUCAUCCGUUUCCUCUUCUACUGGAACUUGUACAGCAGUGUCCUGUUUCUGACCUGUAUCAGUGUGCAUCGCUACCUGGGCAUUUGCCACCCACUGCGGGCCCUGCGCUGGGGCCGCCCACACAUCGCCAGCCUCAUCUGCCUGGCCGUCUGGUUGACCGUGGCCGCUUGCCUCGUGCCCAACCUCUUCUUUGUCACCACCAGCACGCGAGGGACCACCACCCUGUGUCAUGACACCACGAAGCCCGAGGACUUCGACCGCUACGUCCAUUUCAGUUCUGUAGUUAUGAUUCUGCUCUUUGGACUCCCCUUUCUGGUUACCCUGGUGUGCUAUGGCCUCAUGGCCCGGCGUCUGUGGCGGCCCCUGCCAGGUGCUGCCCACUCCUCCGCCCGCCUCCGCUCCCUGCGUACCAUUGCUGUGGUCUUGACUGUCUUUGCCAUCUGCUUUGUGCCCUUCCAUAUUACCCGUACCAUCUACUACCUGGCCCGCCUCUUGGAGGCGAAUUGUCAGACACUGGACAUCGUCAAUAUUACCUACAAGGUGACCCGCCCACUGGCCAGUGCCAACAGCUGCCUGGAUCCUGUGCUCUACCUCCUCACAGGGGACAAGUAUCGGCGGCAGCUGCAGCAACUCUGUUGCAAAAGGCCAAACCAGGCCCGUGCGGUCUCCUCCCUGGCGCUCGUAUCCCGGCCAGAGGAGAGCAGUUGCAGGUAAUCAUCAGCCUUCACUUGGAAAUCUCAAGUGGGACAGAGCAGCCCUCUCUUGGAACUGGACACUUGGAAUUGGCAGCGAGGUCUUCUUGGCAUAUCUGAAUGAUCUGUGAUUUCCUGGAUGUGUUUAUUUCCUCUGAUGGUGUACAUUUCAACCCAUCCUGAGCAACUCUAUCCAUACCCUCAGGGUUGUGGUUAAGCCUAACUCCUCUCUUCCCCUGGUCACAUUUCUGAGGUGCCACAUUCUGAGGUGCCACAUUCUGAGGUGCCACAUUUCUGAGGUGCCACAUUUCUGAGGUGCCACAUUCUGAGGUGCCACAUUUCUGAAAUGCCACAUUCUGAGGUGCCACAUUUCUGAGGUGCCACAUUCUGAGGUACCACAUUCUGAGGUACCACUGGAGCAUUCAGGCUUUCAUGGGAACAUCUAUUCAGAGAUGAAAAGGACCCUAGAGAUCAGUUAAUCUACCCCCACCCCUGCCAUUUUGCAGAUGAAGAGAGGGAGGGAAAUGACAUGGCCAAGGUCAUAUGACUAGGAAGUGGUAGUGUUGGGAUUUGAACACAGGGCCUCAGGACUCCACAUCCAGUUGGCUUUCUACUAUAUCACAAUGCUUCUCCCGCUUAUCCCAGACUUUAGACGUAUGACUACUCUAUCUUGCUGCUGGGGCCUCAUUUUCUCACCUUUGCCCUGUCUUCCACCAUAAUCCCCAGGUGGUCAUGGUAAAUGAUCUUGGGUCCCCUGCUCCCAGAUCCAAGGUUCAUCCUAUCAUGCUCUGGGUUAGUUCAUCUUUGCACUCUCAGCACUUUAACGGCUGGCACACAGUAUGUAUGGGAUCAAUGGACUGAGCUGGACUUAAUUCACUGGGGAAGGGAAAGUGAUGUGGUUUAUUACUUGUUCUCCCUCCCUCUUCCUCUCCUACUCUGCCCUCUCUCUGUCUCUGUCUCUUUCUUUCUCCCUCUCUCUUCUC
Molecule: messenger RNA, 2525 nt
Organism: Vombatus ursinus (common wombat)
Lineage: Eukaryota; Metazoa; Chordata; Mammalia; Diprotodontia; Vombatidae
Gene: P2RY4
Product: pyrimidinergic receptor P2Y4
Exons: 2
Coding region: 482-1564 (360 amino acids)
Biological process (GO): G protein-coupled receptor signaling pathway; transepithelial chloride transport
Cellular component (GO): plasma membrane
Molecular function (GO): G protein-coupled purinergic nucleotide receptor activity; G protein-coupled UTP receptor activity
Source: RefSeq, a predicted model, not a curated record